AAUGGCCCUCUCCUGGGUCCUCAGAGCCAAACUGAGAGAACCGGAAAGUCCAGUUCCCCAGCUUCCCCCUCCCAUCUCCCCACACACACCUGUGCUAAGGAUUGAGUGGCGAGUAGGAAGGCAGGCCAGUUAAGGAGAGGCCAGCAGGCCUUCAGACAUCUCUUCUGUCCAUCUGAGAAGCAAGAAGCGAUAAAGCCGCGAUGGGGGCUGGGCUGUCCCUCUUCAUCCUCCUGACCCUCCUCGCCAGCUCACAGGGAGCAGGGUCAGAAAUGACUUUGCAACUGAAGAUGAAGGACUCUUUUCUGGCAAAUUCCUCCUAUGAUUCCAGCUUCCUGGGACUGCUCGAGAAGCUCUGCUCCCUCCUCCACCUCCCAUCAGGGACCAGUGUCACCCUGCAUCAUGCAGGAUCCCCACACCACGUCACCUGCAAAGUCUGAGAGCAGUCGAAGCCUGUGCCCUUCUUGGCUGGGGCAUCCCGUCCCCGGGGUGCAGGUGCAAUGCCUGACCCCGUCUUCCAGCAGGCCCUCACCCUGCUGAGUGGCAGUAAAUAUGCUGAGCUCAAUGA
Balaenoptera musculus (blue whale) is the source of this 565-nucleotide messenger RNA. It is a transcript of the gene SFTA2, whose product is annotated as surfactant associated 2. Bases 201 to 437 code for a protein of 78 amino acids. The transcript is spliced from 3 exons. Lineage: Eukaryota; Metazoa; Chordata; Mammalia; Artiodactyla; Balaenopteridae. The record is from RefSeq and is a predicted model, not a curated record.